Molecule: messenger RNA, 798 nt
Organism: Cantharellus anzutake
Lineage: Eukaryota; Fungi; Basidiomycota; Agaricomycetes; Cantharellales; Hydnaceae
Exons: 2
Coding region: 116-655 (179 amino acids)
Biological process (GO): protein phosphorylation
Molecular function (GO): protein kinase activity; ATP binding
Source: RefSeq, a predicted model, not a curated record
UGGGGAUCGGGAGCUGCGAUUGCAAGUCCUGGGACCAUCAUGCGUUCCACUAUACCGUGUCCUUCGUCGUCAAGACUUCGAAACCAUAUUUCGAUCUUUGAUUCAAGCCCAUCACAUGCUGUACGAAAAUGCGGGAAUCCUCCAUUGCAACCUCAACACAAGUAGUUUGAUGGUUUCGAAAGACUCCCCGGCUCGUGGGAUCCUAUUGGAUCUUGACUUCGCGCUCCAGGUUCAGGACGGAAAGCCCACCUUUGCCGGUACCAUGCCCUUCCUUUCCAUGGACCUUCUGACAGCCGCAGGACCCCCUCCUCCAAGGUUGUAUAGACAUGAUCUUGAAUCCUUUUUCUACAUCCUUGGUUGGAUGCUUUGCCGCUAUGAUGCAAGUGGGGAACGUAAGCCAGUGCAUCAGUUUGCUGCAUGGCAUAGAGGACCCCUAGACGACAUCAUUUCUGCAAAACGGAGGCUUAUGAGAAUGCCCAGCCACGUUCCAUCGGAGAUAUCCUCGCCGUCGCUGCAGAAGUGGUUUCGAAACCUGUGCAGGAGCUUCAACGAUGGCUAUCAAGAGAAAGAUCGUGAAUCACAGAGCCCGCUCUUUGAUUGUGAAACGUUGGGGGGUUACAUUACCUUUGACAAAUUCAUUGGUGCGGUGCCAUAGAUUGCCUCGUGAAUGGGCACACCGUUAUCCCCGUGCACAUACCAAUAAACGAUAAACUCGAGUUCUAUACUUCUCUGGAAAUAUUUCUCUCCGAGGUACAGAGGCAUGUAACUGAGAAUAAUACAUUCCAAGUUUGUUCCGAG